ACGCAUCACGCUGUCCAUCCAGGUCACGUGGACUUUGUGCUAGCUGAUUAGCUCUACCUCAGCUAGAUGUUGUUUGCAAUGUAGUGUAUGAUACGCAUAUGUAAACAAGAAUUUACACCGAGCUUGGCUGCGUAACUCUGUAUUAAAUGUAUUAUUGCUGGGUUCCUUUUGAUCUAUCAAAGCUGACGCAGGCACAGUUGGAAAAUAUGUUUACACAGACUUUGGCGUUAGCGUAGUUAUUUUGUCUAGCUAACAUAAGCUAACGCUAACUUACUUUGCCAGACCGGAUCGUAACGUUAGCGGGUUAACACCAAUCUGCCUGGACGUAAUAGUCACUAUACAUUUAUAUAAAGCUAGCUAAAAUCCAGGCUUGCUAAGGGUGAGGAGAAAUCACGCAAAGAUGUCUGACUCAGACAGUGAUGAAGACCAAGACCGCCCUUUCUCUCUGACUGGCUUCCUUUUUGGAAACAUCAAUGAAGAUGGACAGCUAGAGGAUGAUAGUGUUCUGGACAGUGAGUCCAAAAAGCAUCUAGCAGGUUUGGGUACACUGGGUCUGGGCACGCUCAUUACAGAAAUCACUGCCAAUGAGGAGGAGGAUCAAGAGCAGAACCGAGACUCUGGUAGCGUGGAUGCAGAGGGCUGGGUGAAAAGCACUGAUGAUGCAGUUGAUUAUUCUGACAUUAGUGAAGUUGCUGAGGAUGAGACAAAGAAGUACCGUCAGGCGAUGGGGUCUUUGCAGCCCAGCAGGAAAACAGAUGAUGAGGAUGACUAUGAUGCAGACUGUGAGGAUAUUGAUUCUAAGCUCAUGCCUCCUCCUCCUCCACCACCAAGUCUUUCUACGUCUGCUAAGAAAGAUGAACCUUCCUCUCAGAGCACAAAUGCUGGGGAAGAGGGUGAUGGCAUAAUCUUGCCCUCCAUCAUUGCACCUUCCUCUACAGGUGAUAAGGUUGACUUCAGCAGCUCCUCAGACUCUGAGUCAGAAACUGACCGUCCCUGCCUAAGCUCAGUGGCUGGAGGUCCCCCAGACAGGCUCAACCUCCCUCUCGCUGGCAUCAUGCAGAAAGAUGCUGCCAAAGCACUGCCAAGUGUUACAGAACUUUUUCCAGAGUUUAGGCCUGGAAAGGUGCUUCGGUUCUUACGACUGUUUGGUCCUGGAAAGAACAUGCCAUCAGUUUGGAGGAGUGCCCGCAGGAAGAAAAAGCGGAAACACCGGGACCCACAGCCUGGGACGCCCUCUCCAGAAGGAGAGCCCACUGAGCCAAGCCAGGAAAAAAAGUCUGGAUGGGUUUAUGAGUCUGCUCCCCCUCCACCCCCAGAGCAGUGUCUUUCUGAUGAUGAGAUAACCAUGAUGGCUCCAGUAGAAUCAAAGUUCUCCCAAACCUGUGGUGAUGGGGACAAGGAGGCAGAGUCUCGACCUAAAGUUGCGGAAUGGAGAUAUGGUCCAGCCCAGCUCUGGUAUGACAUGCUAGGGGUCCCGGAGGACGGAAGCCAUUUCAGCUAUGGGUUCAAGCUAAAAGAGGAGCAGUCCAGUGAGCCUCAGAUGCAGGACACGCCUAAAGAAAUGCCAGAUACUGCUCAAGUGAGGCAGGACAACAACGAUGAUGAUGAUGAUGAUGAUAAUGAUGUAGAUGAAGACAAAGCAACCCUUGAGAAUGAGCUCUUCUUGAUGGUCACUCAACUGCAAUGGGAGGACGAUAUUAUCUGGAAUGGGGAGGAUGUAAAACACAAAGGCACAAAGACGCAGCGAGCUAGCCUGGCAGGAUGGCUGCCCUCUAGCAUGACCCGUAAUGCCAAUGCUUAUAAUGCACAGCAGGGCCUGACGAGAAGUAAUUCUCAGUUGGUGCCACCUACGCCUCCACCCAUGCCCAAAGUUUCUUCAAUCACUGGCUCCAAGCGGGAAAAAAACUGCCAUGAUAAUCAAGUCUCUCAGGAAGAAGACUGCCCCUGGUUCUCCAUCUUUCCCAUUGACAAUGAAGAGUUGGUGUAUGGACGGUGGGAAGACAACAUCAUCUGGGAUGACCAGGAGAUGGAUCACAUGCUCAUGCCACCUGUUCUUACACUGGAUCCCAAUGAUGAGAAUAUCAUUCUAGAAAUUCCUGACGAAAAGGAGGAAACAACAUCCCACUCUCCAUCAAAAGAGAAUAAGAAGGAAACUGCAAUCAAAAAGAGCCGCAUCCUGCUUGGGAAGACCGGGGUAAUAAAAGAUGAGCCACAGCAGAACAUGUCCCAGCCUGAAGUGAAGGACCCCUGGAACCUCUCCAAUGAUGAGUUCUACUAUCCCAAACAGCAGGGCUUGAGGGGGACAUUCGGUGGAAACAUCAUUCAGCACUCCAUCCCGGCACUGGAGCUGAGGCAGCCCUUCUUCCCCACACACAUGGGACCAAUGAAGCUCCGGCAGUUCCAUCGACCAAAUCUGAAGAAGUACUCAUUUGGAGCUCUGGCUCAACCGGGCCCCCAUGCAGUCCAGCCACUGCUCAAACACAUAAAGAAGAAGGCCAAGAUGCGAGAGCAGGAGAGACAGGCAUCUGGAGGAGGAGACAUGUUCUUCAUGCGGACCUCACAGGACUUGACAGGCAAAGAUGGAGAUCUGAUCUUGGCAGAAUACAGUGAAGAAUACGCUCCUCUCAUUAUGCAAGUCGGCAUGGCCACCAAAAUCAAAAACUACUACAAAAGGAAACCUGGAAAGGACCCUGGAGCACCUGACUGUAAAUAUGGAGAGACUGUGUACUGCCACACAUCCCCUUUCCUAGGUUCACUGCAUCCUGGGCAGCUGCUCCAGGCGUUUGAAAACAACCUUUUCCGUGCUCCAAUCUACCUGCACAAGAUGCCAGAGACUGAUUUUUUGGUUCUACGGACACGACAUGGCUACUACAUCAGAGAAAUUGUGGACAUUUUUGUAGUUGGUCAGGAGUGCCCCUUGUUUGAGGUUCCUGGGCCCAAUUCUAAGCGAGCCAAUACCCACAUCAGAGACUUCCUUCAGGUGUUCAUUUACCGCUUGUUCUGGAAGAGCAAGGACCGGCCCCGGAGAAUCCGCAUGGAGGAUAUAAAGAAAGCUUUUCCCUCACAUUCAGAGAGCAGCAUCAGGAAACGACUAAAACUCUGCGCUGACUUCAAACGUACAGGGAUGGACUCUAACUGGUGGGUGCUGAAGCCCGACUUCAGACUGCCUACAGAAGAAGAGAUAAGAGCCAUGGUGUCACCAGAGCAGUGUUGCGCUUACUAUAGCAUGGUAGUGGCAGAGCAGAGACUCAAGGAUGCUGGAUAUGGUGAGAAAUCCUUCUUUGCUCCAGAGGAGGAAAACGAAGAAGACUUUCAAAUGAAGAUUGAUGAUGAGGUGCGGACAGCUCCUUGGAACACAACAAGAGCCUUCAUUUCUGCCAUGAAAGGGAAAUGCCUGUUGGAGGUUACAGGUGUUGCUGAUCCUACAGGAUGUGGAGAGGGCUUCUCCUACGUCAAAGUGCCCAACAAGCCCACUCAACAGAAGGAUGACAAGGAGCCACAGCCUGUCAAGAAGACUGUGACGGGGACAGAUGCUGACCUGAGGAGGCUGUCACUAAAGAACGCCAAGCAGCUGCUGCGCAAGUUUGGUGUUCCAGAGGAAGAGAUCAAGAAGCUUUCACGGUGGGAGGUGAUUGAUGUGGUGAGAACCAUGUCCACAGAGCAGGCACGUUCAGGCGAGGGACCCAUGAGCAAGUUUGCCAGAGGCUCUCGUUUCUCCGUUGCUGAACAUCAGGAGCGCUAUAAGGAAGAGUGCCAGAGGAUUUUUGACCUGCAGAACAAGGUGUUAGAAUCAACAGAGGUGCUCUCCACAGACACAGACAGCAGCUCAGCAGAGGACAGUGACUUUGAGGAGAUGGGGAAGAACAUUGAGAAUAUGCUGCAGAACAAGAAGACCAGCUCCCAGCUUUCCCGUGAAAGGGAGGAGCAGGAGAGGAAGGAGCUACAGAGGAUGCUGAUGGGUGAGGACAGUGAUCGUGACAAGGGACGCAAGGAGCGGCGCAAAGGCUUGUCCAGCUCUUUAUCCACCAGCUCCCACAAGGAUGACGACACGUCAUCUGUCACCAGCCUGAACUCCUCAGCCACAGGACGGCGACUCAAAAUCUAUCGGACAUUCAGGGAUGAGGAUGGCAAAGAAUAUGUCCGCUGUGAGACAGUACGCAAGGCUGCGGUCAUUGACGCUUACACCAGGAUCAGAACCACCAAGGAUGAUGAAUUCAUACGGAAGUUUGCUCUCUUUGAUGAGCAGCACAGAGAAGAGAUGAGGAAGGAGCGUCGACGCAUUCAGGAGCAGCUGAGGAGGCUGAAGAGAAACCAGGAGAAGGACAAGAUCAAGGGACCACCAGAGAAGAAGGCCAAGAAGGUCAAAGAGAGACCAGACCUCAAGGUAAAACUAAAGUGCGGAGCAUGUGGAGCCAUUGGCCAUAUGCGGACCAACAAGUUCUGCCCGCUAUACUAUCAGACCAACGCCCCACCUUCUAACCCAGUUGCUAUGACCGAAGAGCAGGAGGAGGAGCUGGAAAAGACGGUCAUACACAACGACAAUGAGGAACUGAUCAAGGUGGAAGGCACUAAGAUUGUGUUGGGCAAACAGCUCAUUGAGAGUGCUGAUGAGGUACGCAGGAAGUCUUUAGUGCUCAAGUUCCCUAAGCAACAGCUCCCACCAAAGAAGAAGAGGCGUGUAGGCAGCGCGGUGCACUGUGACUAUCUUAAUAAACCACACAAGGCCAUUCACCGUAGGCGCACUGACCCAAUGGUGACCUUGUCUUCUGUCCUGGAGAGCAUCAUCAAUGACAUGCGGGAUCACCCCAGUACAUACCCAUUUCACACACCAGUCAAUGCCAAGGUUGUCAAGGACUACUAUAAGAUCAUCACCAAGCCCAUGGACCUGCAGACACUGAGGGAGAAUGUACGUAAACGAAUGUACCCUUCAAGGGAGGAGUUCCGUGAAGCUGUGGAGCUUAUUGUCAAAAACAGCGCCACCUACAAUGGGGCAAAACACCCAAUAACGCAGGUAGCACAGUCCAUGUUGGACCUGUGUGAUACUAAACUGAAAGAGAAGGAGGACAGGCUGGUCAGGCUGGAGAAAGCCAUCAACCCGCUGCUGGAUGAUGAUGAUCAGGUGGCCUUCUCCUUCAUCCUGGACAACAUUGUGACCCAGAAAAUGAUGGUGGUUCCUGAUUCGUGGCCCUUCCAUCAUCCUGUCAACAAAAAGUUUGUGCCUGAUUAUUAUAAGGUGAUUGUAAACCCCAUGGAUCUGGAGACCAUCCGCAAGAACAUCUCAAAACACAAGUACCAGAACCGAGACACGUUCCUUUCGGAUGUUAGUCUCAUCCACACCAACAGUAUCAAGUACAAUGGGCCAGACAGUCCAUAUACCAAAACAGCCCUGGAGAUUGUCAAUGUGUGCAAGCAGACCUUGGCAGAGUACGAUGAGCACUUGACCCAGCUGGAGAAGGACAUCUCGACUGCUAAAGAGGCAGCUCUCGAUGCAGCAGACAUGGAGAGUCUCGACUCAAUGACUCCUGGCCCGUACACACCACAGCCUGCUGAUCUGUUUGACAGUGGGGCUUCAGGGAGUCUGCCCAGAGAGCCCAGCAGCCUUUUCUCUGAGGGACCUCUAGUGAUUGCUCCAGAGAAGAGAGGGGGGCAGGGACGCCACAUCAGAAGACCUGGGGAGGAAGAGUCAGAUGUGGACAUUGAAGGCUUUGAAGAGGAAGAUGAUGGAAAACCCAAGACUCCCGCUCCUGCAGAGGAUGCAGAAGGAGAUCUGGAGGACGAAGAUGAUGAAGACGAGAUGUUGCUGCCACCUCGCAGACGGGUGCAUGACCAAGAGGAAGAGGAGGAGGAGGAGGAAGAGGACGGAAGAUCUAACCGGCCAGCCCAGGCCAGCGUGCUGUACCAGGACCUGCUCAUGUCUGACGGAGAGGAUGAUGCCAGCGAAGAGGAGGGUGACAACCCUUUCUCCUCCAUUCAUCUGUCGGAGAGUGGCAGCGACUCUGACAGAGAGGUGGAUGUGCGGCCUCCACCUCCACGUAGAACUCAAGAGACAGCCCGCAUGGGUAUGGAACAGGACGAGAGCAUGAUGUCAUAUGAAGGGGACGGACCCAAUGAGCCUCACAUGGACGAUAGCAACGUCAGCUAUGGGAGCUACGAGGAGACCGAGAGCAGGAGUCAGAUGCAGGUCUCUAGCAUAGGAAAUGGAGAAGAAUAUGGCAUCAGUGAGGAGGAGGAGGAAGACGAAGAAGAUGAAGCGCGGAGAAGAGGCCCAGCCGUGCUCUCUCAAGUGCAGCUCAGUGAGGAUGAGGAGAGCGAAGAGUUCAGAUCUAUUGGGGCAGACAGUGACAUGGACUCUGACAUCUAGUUAAGUCUAGUCAAGAAAAUGUAGUUUUUAAUUCCAGAUCUAAAACUGAGACAUUGAGUUUUCUCAGGUAAAUAUUCUGUACAUAGUUUUGUACAUUAUGGUUAAUGUUUAUAGUUUAGUGUGCUGCUGUACUGAAUACAGCUCAGCACAUGGUCAGAUUCAGUUUGAAUGAAUAUUGUGUUCAUGCUGUACCUUGAAUGGAAACAUGUUUACUUGUUUUCUACUCUUUUAACCUGUUCAUAACCUGUGCUCCCAAAUGUUUCAGGAACUAAAUACAAAGCAGAGUGAAAACACUGAAGAUUAACAAGCAGAUCUUUAAAAGUUAAAUCACAUAUUGCAUAUAUUGACCUUGGAGAAUGGUUGAAAAUCAUGGCAGAUAUUUUGACGUUAUUAUCAGAAAAGCACAGGUGUCACUCGUUUUUUUUUUUAUCAAGUUUCUCAGAGGGCAAAGUUGUGUAAAAUUUGUAUUUUUUAAUUGACAUUUGUGAAAGUAAACUCUGUCAUGUGCUUA
This is a messenger RNA of Monopterus albus (swamp eel), 6872 nucleotides long. RefSeq names its product TAF1 RNA polymerase II, TATA box binding protein (TBP)-associated factor (gene taf1). The transcript has 41 exons. Gene Ontology annotation, molecular function: RNA polymerase II general transcription initiation factor activity; histone acetyltransferase activity; TBP-class protein binding. Gene Ontology annotation, biological process: DNA-templated transcription initiation; transcription by RNA polymerase II; RNA polymerase II preinitiation complex assembly. Gene Ontology annotation, cellular component: transcription factor TFIID complex. The record is from RefSeq and is a predicted model, not a curated record. Lineage: Eukaryota; Metazoa; Chordata; Actinopteri; Synbranchiformes; Synbranchidae. Bases 401 to 6361 code for a protein of 1986 amino acids.